AAAAAAAAAAAAAAAAAAGAAAAAAAAAAAAAACGGUGCUGGAGAAGAAACGCCUCUCCUCUCUCUGGUUCGAAAAAUGCCAAACAGAGGACAAAGUGAGGGUUUUUUGAAGACAGAGAUAAAGUAAAUCCGCUGUAAGACAGAGAAAGGAAGCGAAGACGAAGUUAUUAUGGUUCAGACUUGAAGAGAGAUAUAUAUAGCGAGAGAGAGAGAGAGAGAAAGAGAAAGAGGGGUUCGCCGCCCAUGGUAAGGAGCUGCUGGUACUAAAACAGGCUCUAGGGUUUCUGUGUUCCAUCUUCUGAGAAGGACUGACAUCCAAUUUAUUUGGUGGUUGUGAUUGGAAAUUCCAACUUCUGUUUACAGAUUUUGAUCAACGGAGCACUGACCAACGGGAUCUGGUGUGAUUUUGUCCUGAAACUCCAGUUUGUUACAAUGAAGGAUCAUGUGUUAGCAAGUUACAAGGAUGCCUUUGACAUUGGGAAUCUCAAGUGACAUGUGAAGCGUUAUGACGCUGGAGGACUUCUUUACCCUUACUGAGAUGAAAGAUGGGCUCACGGCUCCUGCUCGGGUUAGGGAACUGGUCAAUGUAAUGCAGAAGGAGAAAGAUUGUAUUGUGAAGAAUGUUGGUGAUGCAACCAGGCAGUGGUCUACUUUUGCAAGCACUUUAGAAGCCACCGAGGACAAAGACUGUCUUGAUCUUUUUGUUCAGUUAGAUGGGCUGUGGUUUAUUGACAGGUGGCUUAAGGAUGCUCAAAAGUUUGGUAAUGACACAAGUGAGAGCUUUGUGGAAGAGUCGAUCACUGCAUUAUUACGUGCACUCGAAAAGCUGUGUAUAGGUUAUGAGAAGUCAAUGUCUUAUGGUAUCUGGAUGACAGUCAAGAAUCUCCUUGGCCACAGUAGUUCUAGGGUCCAGGAUAGGGCUAGAGCUCUGUUCGAUAGCUGGAAGCAAGAUGGUGAUGGCGGAGCAGUUAACCAAGAUGUUGAGAAGGUUGGGGCAUCCCAUACUGAUGGGAUAAAAGGAAAUGCAGACCUUGCUGGAGAAGGUGGAUCUACAGAAUGUUCUGUCGGGGAUGUUCCUCUUUCUGGAGAGGGUGCUAAUCAAGAAAAACAUGUAGAACCAGCGAGAGAUGAUAUGAUGCCAUCUAUAUGCUCAGAUAUUCUUCAACCGGAAAAGGUUGAUGAUGUAGUAGAGACCCAAAUAUCUGACAAGGAGAAGACUUUAGACCAUGAAGUCAUGAAAGAUGAGUGUUCAUCAGAUCUUGUGGGCUCAGUCAUGUUAAAGCCCAUUAAAGAAAACCUUUCUAUCACGGAAGAAUCCCCACUAUGCCAUUCAGAAGGAGCUGCCUCAAUUGAAACUUGUACUUCUGUGGCGCCGAAACAAGGCAUUGAAGGAAAGUCAGAUGUUCCAGAGUUGAAUGAGUAUACUGAUAAGGCAAAGCAGAUAGAGGUGGUCACAAGUCCCCCCAACAAAUUAGGUGCAGUGGAAAUGUCUACUGUUUCUAGUCAGGUGGAACCCAGGUUUCUUUUGGGUGGUGAUGAUGCUGCAAAUGCUCAGGAAUCUGCCACAGAACCCGAGUUACGAAACAUUAGUGAUACCAAAGAAAAAGUUCAGUCAAAAGAUACACUUAUCGAUGGCACAGGGACAGAUAUGCCCGAGGGGAAAAGCAGGAUGGAUGAUACUGGGUCUCCACAUCAUUGCAGAAGCAUGGUGGUGUUCCAAAAUCAAGGUCAUGAUUCGAAUACUAAUCUUUCAUUGGACUCUUCUGGCAAUGAGGGUAAAUUGGGUAAAGUGGAGGAUCCGGAUACUUCUUUCUCUACAGAAGAUAGUGGGGCUCAAGAGCAUUCUAGUGAUGAAAGUGACGAUCUGGCAAAUGAUUCUAAUUUUUUGAAACCUGCUAUGGAUGCCAAAGAUCCUGACGUGGUUGACCAGAGAAGGCCUGAUUUAGACCUUGACUAUAGCAUGGUGGAUGCUCUGGAGGUUGCUCGACAAGUAGCCAUAGAAGUUGAGAGAGAAGUCGUAGAUUGCAGAGAGCCAAGUUGCAGCUCUUCUGAGAAAAUCUUUGAUGGUGGAAUUGGGCAUCUGGAUAGCCCGGAGUCUAUAUAUGGUAAGGAAAUCCAACCCAAUGAGGCUGCAUCUAAAGAGGUGCCAACUGGACCCAAUCUGUCUGCCAAGACUUCACCACAAAGGGAAGAGCAUUUAAGUAGUGCAAAAACCCUAGAUGUUGAAGCAGAAAAUUGCAUACAAGAUAUAGAGUCCUCUCAGGUCACUCAGGCGGCGCAAGAACCAGAAGUUAACACAGAGAAAGGCCUUGGUGAUUUUGAUCUGAAUCAAGAAGUUUGCUCCGAGGAUAUGGAUUACUCAGGAAAUCCGAUCUCUACUCCCAUCUCUGUGGUUUCCGCUUCAAGGGCUGCAGCGAAUCCUGGGUUUCCUGCAUCUCCUUUGCAGUUUGAGGGCGCUCAUGGAUGGAAAGGGUCCGCUGCGACUAGUGCUUUUCGCCCAGCAUCAUCUCGCAGAAUUCUUGAAGGUGACAAGACUCUUUCCAUUGGGGGGAGCCUUAUCAGUUCAAAGCAGCGCCAGGACUACCUUGAUUUUGAUCUGAAUGUGGUUGAGGCCGGAGAUGAUAAAAUUGCAGACCUAAUACCAGAAAAGCAAAUCCCGGUAUGGUCUGGCCUUCCUUCUGGGGAAUCUUCAAUUGAAGCCAGUCCAAGAAGAUCAGAGAGAUUCAAGUUGGAUCUUAAUCGUAUCAGUGAUGAUGGUGAUGCUCCAUCUGAUUGGAGGAUGGAAGGACAAUUUUUACAGCAUAGGAAUGGCCAUCACAGCCCAUCUCCUUCUUCUUCAUCAUCAUCAAUGCAGCCUGCCUUGAGGAACUUUGAUUUGAAUGACCAGCCAUCUUUUCACAAUGAUUCUUCAGAUCUACUACAUCCGUAUCUUGGUAAGUCAUCUUCACAAAUUUUAAAUGCUUCUGGUGGACUCAAAUUAGAUGAUUCCGUGAUUUCUAUCAUGGGUACCCGAGUGGAGGUCAAUCAAAAAGAUUUUGGUCCUCAAACUCCUUCCUUGCCAAAUGGCAGGACUUUAGAUCCUGCCCUAGAUGUUAAUUUGUCAAGAAGUGGGAGUGCUUUUGGGAUGAGAUCUGUAGUUCCAUAUGCACAUCAUGCUAUUUUUGGGUACAAUGGCCUUACAACAGGGCCUACAAUCACUUUCUCGCCGUCUAUGUAUGGACCUGCUGGCCCAAUCCCUUACAUGGUGGAUUCUAGAGGAGCCCCGGUUGUACCUCAAAUCAUGGGCUCUGCAUCAGCUUCUCCAGCUGCCUACUCUCAACCACCAUAUAUUAUGAGUAUGAUUGGGACACCUCAAGUUUCAAACGGUGCUGGGCCAUCACGGCCUAGUUUUGAUCUGAAUUCUGGGUACAUGACCGAGGGGGGAAACAGGGAAUCCGUGGGUUUGAGGCAGUUUUUUAACUCUGGUCAGAGCAGGUCAAUUGAUGAGCACUUAAGGAACAACUCACAACCCUCCUUGGGUUCUGGUGGUCUUGGAAAACGAAAGGAACCUGAUGGUGGGCGGGAAUCAUACCCAUUUAACUAUAAACAUCAUCAUCAACCACCAUGGAAAUAGAGUGUUUAUCAAAGUUCCCUCUCUGUGGAUCAGUUUAGGAACAAAACAGAAAAGACCAAUGUUUUCAUAACCAUAGGUGAUCCACAGAAUGUAAGCUUAUUGAAAUUGGUGGGUUGGGGAAGUUUCGUGGAACUGAAUAAAAAUGCGGAAUUGUGGCUGUAAUAUGAUUCAUGAGAUUAAUUUGCCAAAGAAGAAAGGAAUUUAGGUUUUAUUGUUUUCAAAAUGGUUUAUUUUCUUAUUUUGCUUUUUCUAUGUUUCAUAGCAGGCCAUUGUUACCAUAGAAAGAAAGCUUGUUACAUGUAGCUCUGUAAUCUCGGUCCUAUAUAUAUCAAAGAAAUUUAGAGAAAUAAUCUUUUUUUUAACC
This is a messenger RNA of Camellia sinensis, 3977 nucleotides long. RefSeq lists its product as uncharacterized. NCBI's taxonomy places the organism in Eukaryota, Viridiplantae, Streptophyta, Magnoliopsida, Ericales, Theaceae. The record is from RefSeq and is a predicted model, not a curated record.